UGAGCAUUAAAUGGAGUUAAAGUUCUGGUGCUGAGCGGAUGUUUAUUUCGCUCCGUUAUCAGUGCGAAACAGCCGACCUCAAAGCUAUCUUUAUAGCCAAACUGCCUUAAAAUUGCGGCUUCGGAUAGGAAAAUUGUGUGCUACUAUGGUAGCUGGGCAGUGUAUAGACGUGGAGAUGGGGCGUUUAAGGUAGAUGACAUAGAUCCCCGGCUUUGUACCCACAUCAUCUACUCUUUUGUUGGGAUUGAUCAAACCGGGUCGAUAAAAAUCUUAGACCGCCGGAAUGACGUUGAUAAUGGAGGUUUUCGGCGUUUUAACCAGUUGAAAUCAAAAAAUCGUCAGCUGAAAACGCUCAUAGCGGUAGGCGGUUGGAACGAAGGAUCAGAAAGAUUUUCCAAAAUGGCUGAAAACCCUGCCUUAAGAAGUAAUUUUAUCAAGAGUGCCAUGAAUCUGAUGAAUACAUAUGGUUUCGAUGGUUUUGAUAUCGAUUGGGAAUAUCCAGCGCAAAGAGGUGGUACUCCUCGCGAUAAGGCUAAUUUGGUAACUGUGGUCAAAGAAUUCCGAAAGGCUGUCGGUAAUCGGUAUCUACUUUCUAUUGCAACUGGUGCUACUGCGAAUUUCAUUGCAUCGUCAUACGAUGUACCCUCGCUAUCCAAAUAUCUAGAUUUUAUCAACGUUAUGACAUAUGAUCUGCAUGGAUCGUGGGACCAAGUCACUGGUGCCAAUGCACCUCUGAUUGCCGCCUCUGGGUCUUCUGUGUCUAAAUGCAUCGAAGCGUGGAUUUCAAACGGCGCAUCGCCGGCCAAACUGAUCAUGGGUAUUCCCGUUUAUGGGCGAACUUUUACGCUUUCAAACCCACAAGUUCACGGGAUGGGUGCACCAGCUCCCCAACCAGGACUAGCUGGUCCAUUUACAGUAGAAGCUGGUAUGCUAGGUUACAACGAAGUGUGCCUGGAAUUAAAAACAAACCAAUGGAAUAUCGUAUGGUAUGAUGCACAAAAAAUUCCGUACGCGUACAAAGGAAAUCAGUGGAUUAGUUAUGACAAUCAACGAUCAGUUAGUAGUAAGGUGGAAUAUGUCAAACAACACAAAUUAGGAGGAGCUAUGAUUUGGUCUAUUGACACCGACGAUUUCCGAGGAAAAUGUGGGAAAAAGUACCCGAUUCUUACCACAAUUAAGAAUGGAUUGUAGCAACGUGACUGGUGGAGAUUCGAGGAAUUAAACACAAUCAUAAUUUUGUACAAUUUUUAAAUUGUU
Molecule: messenger RNA, 1257 nt
Organism: Photinus pyralis (common eastern firefly)
Lineage: Eukaryota; Metazoa; Arthropoda; Insecta; Coleoptera; Lampyridae
Product: acidic mammalian chitinase-like
Exons: 9
Coding region: 400-1191 (263 amino acids)
Biological process (GO): chitin catabolic process; carbohydrate metabolic process
Cellular component (GO): extracellular region
Molecular function (GO): chitin binding; chitinase activity
Source: RefSeq, a predicted model, not a curated record